This is a messenger RNA of Acanthoscelides obtectus, 5107 nucleotides long. Lineage: Eukaryota; Metazoa; Arthropoda; Insecta; Coleoptera; Chrysomelidae. The record is from the annotation of a GenBank genome assembly.
ACUGACAUAAGUCAGACGUCGAGCGAAAGAAGCUGCUUCUAAGCGAAUGAGGCUCAUCGAUUUUUGUCGAAUUUUUGUUAUUUGCAAUCGAUAAUUUGAGUUUUCGCACAACAGAGAGCAUCAGUGAUAUUCAGAGUGCAUUUCCAAUCGAUUUGCUGUACGCUGAGACGUUCAAAAAACCGUAAAAAUGGCUAUGACAUCGUCGCAAGUGAAGGCAAGGGAGCAGCAAAACAAUAUGGCCAAUCUUGCCGGUAGUGGAACAGGAUGGCCGCGAAGAAAUAGUCAAAAUAACGCCGUCACGCCCGUUCCAAACCCAAAUUUCGAGGUGAAACCGAAUUUCGAAGUGAAGCCACAAUUUCCUAUCACACCAGCCAUUAAUCGCAUCAUUAAUUUGUAUCCUUUGACAAAUUACAUAUUUGGAACAAAAGAGCCUCUUUUCGAAAAAGAUCCCAGUGUUCCGGCAAGAUUCCAGAGAAUGAGAGAUGAGUUUGAAAGGAUAGGCAUGAGGCGUAGUGUUGAAGGUGUACUUUUAGUGCAUGAACAUGGCUUGCCACAUGUUCUGUUGUUGCAGUUAGGAACUACAUUUUUCAAACUGCCAGGUGGAGAGCUGAACCCUGGCGAAGAUGAGGUAGAAGGGUUGAAAAGACUACUCACAGAGACCCUCGGGCGCUUGGACGGCGUCAAGCAAGACUGGCUGGUGGAAGACAUCAUCGGAAACUGGUGGAGGCCCAACUUCGAACCUCCUCAAUAUCCGUACAUCCCGCCGCACAUCACCAAGCCGAAGGAGCAUAAGAGGCUAUUCUUAGUACAACUCCAGGAGAAGGGUAUUGUAUUUUAUGAAAAUAUCGAAUAUGAAGAAUGUAUCUGUAUGUGUAUCUUGACUGUUUUGGCUAUUUUUCAGCAGAUGGUGAUUUCAAAAAAAAAAGUAUCUGUAAGCGCCCGAAAAAGUAUAAAAACGCCAGGCCGAACGCGUUUGUCGGGUUAAAGACUGCGUGCUUAAUACACAGGAUGCAUUCAAUCUGAAGUGUUUGAAGACAAAAGAAAAAGAGCCAAAAUAGCUGUAAUUCUGUAAAUUACGUUUUACAAUUCAAUUGAUUCUGGUUCUUAUUUAAUUAAGAAAUACCGAAGAAUACAGAGUUACCAGUCGAAAAAACAGAUUUUGCCUCGGUGGCCGAGAUCUGGUACGAUCACCCGUUCAUUACCUGCCGUAAUAGUCCAGGAAGUAUCUUCGCAUUCUGAUUAGAUCUGUUGGACUACCUUAAUGAAAACGAAAAACGGUUUUUGGCGCAAUUUUAGGUCUUUCAAUAUGCAGACUCAUUAUAAGGGAGUUUGCGAAAAAACAAUCAGAAUAUUUUUCUAACAGAUGCGAAGAUACUUCCUGUACUAUAACUACCCAGAUAGUCGAUGGCCGGCAUCCGAUCCCGUCGGAAGUAUGUCGCGUGACUGUUGAAUGUGUGACUUUUUGUAGCUUUGUUGAAUGUGUUCAGUUUCGCUUUACCUUGUGAACAGUUUUCUGCUGAUCAUUGUAUUUCACUUUAGACACAAGUUCGGAUUUAUUUUCAAUUCAAAUAUGUCAAAAGGGAUAUAGUUGCUACCAGGCAAAUAGGGCUAAUCCUAAAUGGAGAACCUUAAUCGUCUAUGGAUUUAUCGAAAUAAGUCAGAACAAAGUACCAUCGGUCACCGCGAAAGUGAAAACAUUUAGGUCAGAUCAAACGCUAUUUCGCGAGUGCCCGUUCUGCUGGCAACUUUGUAUUCUUUGGAAAUACCUUAUUCGAUUUCCUUGUAUACGAAAUAAUUUUUCUAACUGAACCAGGAUCAAAUGAAAAGAUAACUCCACAAUUUAGGCAUUGUUUACAUAGAUUAUCUUUUGUGAUCAUUUUUCAAUAAAUACACAUAAACAGUGCUUAUUUUUUCAUCAAUUAUAAACUGUGCAGGGAGUCCCAUUUUGGUGAUAUAAAAACAUGCCAACAUGCUUACAUCAAAAGUAAAGCCAAACACUAAAUUAUUACAACACUGUGCCCAGUAAAAUUUGGAUAAAUUACUUACUGGAGAUUGACAUGUUUUUAUAAAUAUGCACUACUGUCGUAAAAGUCUAAAUAAUAAGUUUUAUGCUGUAAGAUUAUUUAGAUAUCUGACCAUUUUUAUUUUAUGAAAAUGCGUUUAGAGUAGAAGUAGACUUGUAGGAUAAUGGUUUUUUUUCUGAGAUAUGCCUUCAACUAGCACUUGUAAUGAUAAAAAUUAUUAUUCAAACAAAAGAUUCGACAUGAAAAGUUUUUAAUACCUUCUUAUCAACCCGAUAUUUGAGGGCAUACUUCCAUACCCUACACAUGGAAAACGUUCUUCAUUCAGAUAAGAAUUGCUAAGUUUGCUAGCUUUGGGAAUUCGUUACCUAUAAUUCAGCAGUCAGUCCCACUUUAAUUUUCUUGUUAAGAAUAUAUCAUUGUUCUGUGUUAUGAUGGCAGUAAUUUAGUGUAGUUUCCAGUUUUUGUAAAAAUCGCUUGUCUCAUUUCAUUUUGGAGAAAUUUUGAUAAGGUAUACAAGGUCCUAUUGCAAUCUCUCCUAAGUAUUUCUAAAACUGCUCGUUCGAAAAAGAAGUUCUAAACAAAAGUUUUUAGGGGGUAAAAUGAUAGUGACCCUAUGACCUUUAAGGUCCUUUCAAGGUCAAGCAAAUCUCCCCUUUUCACGUCGGAAUUGGUUAGAGGAACAAAUUUUACGCUCAGACAUUUCCAUGGCCUUGACCAUUGUCUUCAAGGUUAAACUGAUGAUGACCUUGAUUACGACCUUCAUGGUCAAGCGAACCCUCUUUUCCUCUUCAGAAUUGGUUAGAGGAGUAAAUUUUACGUUCAAACAUUACCUUACCGAUAACCUUAACCAAUGCCUCCAAGGUCAUAGUGGUAUUGACCUUGACUGCUACCUUCUAGGUCGGGCGAACCUCCCUUUUUCCAUCGUAAUUGGUUAUAGGAACAAAUUUUACGCUUAGACAUUCCUAUGGCUUUGACCAUUGUCUCCAAGGUCAAAUGAUGCUGACCUUGUCUAAAAUCCUCAAGGUCAAGCGAACCUCUUUUUCAUAUCGGAAUUGGUUAGGGGAGCAAAUUUUACGGUCAAACGUUGCCAUGGCCUCGACCAUUGUCUCCAAGGUUAAAAUGAUGAUGGCCUUGACUACGACCUUCAAGGUCAAGCGGACCCUCUUUUUUCACAUCGUAAUUAGUUAGAGGAGCAAAUUUUACGUUCAACGAUUACCUUGGAUAUGACCUUGACCAUUGCCUUCAAAGUCAUUACAAGGCCAAAUCGACAAAUAAAACAAUCUGCGCUAGCAAAUACGUUCGACAGCACAAUUGUGGGAUUUGAUCACCCCAAGGUGAACUUGGCUAUGACCUUAGCCAUGACCUUCAAUGUAUUUAAAGGAAACCUCUAAUUUUUAUACCGGAAAUAGAAAAAGCAGGAAAUUUUACUUCGGAAUAUGGUCUUUUCCUGAAAUAACAUCGACACGACCUUGACUUUGUAGUCAAGGUCACAGUCGUGCUCAAAUUUAACCGGCUUUCCAGUUUCAAAAUGAUAAGUUUCCCAAGGAUAUUUUGACUUGACCUUGACAGUCAUGGUCAAGGUCGCCUGUGGUUGAUCCUACAAAAAUUGGAACAAGUUUUUUUCGUUUUGAAUUGACCUCGAAAUGGCCUUAAAUGGAAUAUUCAAGUCAUAGCCAUUUUCGGACGUACAAUUAGCUCCUCUAUUCAAUUCUGAUGAGAAAAAUGGGGGUUUCCAUUGGAAAUUAUUUGUUUGGCCUUGAAGUGACCUUGGACGUUGUAAUCAAGGUCACCGUCAUUUUGCCCCUCAAAACCGUGUAACUAAUUUUUUUUCUCAAAGGCGUAGUUUUCGAAAUUUUUAGGUGGGAAGACCACAAUGUGACAUUGAUUUUUGACCAGGAGAUUCUAGAAGACAUCUUACAAUGCUGCUAAAAUAUGGCAUUAUUCGCCGUACCCAAAAACUACAAGCUAGUAGCAGCACCGUUGUUUGAGUUAUAUGACAAUUCCCAAGGUUAUGGACCGAUAAUAUCGUCAUUACCGCAGGCGUUAUGCAGGUUUCAAUUCAUCUACAUGUGAUUGGCAAAUAGUACAAACAAAGUUCUCGCAGCAUACGGUGGUUACAAUGGGUGAUGUUAGAAAUACGUCAUUUGGUCAGAAUCGCAACGUUUGCAUAAUAUUAAGAUCUAUAUGUAUUCUUUUUAAUUAAAAGAGACCAGUUUUGUAUAGUUAACAAUUAACUAUUUUAGUGCUAUCACUAAAACCGUUUUCUGACAAAAAAAGUGUACGUAAAUGUUUGACCAACAAAUAAUAACCUUCUUUUUGAUGGACUUUUGACAAAAGACAGCUCACUUUACUUUACAUAAUUGUUUUGUCGGGGACGAUUCAGUUAUUACAUAAGCACUAAUCUACAUGACGAUUAUGUCAGCAAUACCGAAUUUUUUUUACUCAUUCGGAUUUUCUACAAAAUUUAGGUUAUUUUGUAUUUGAACACAUAUGGCACCCUGUAUGUCUAUGCUUCCUUUUCCUGGCAAUGAGGGUGUUAAUAAUUGAAAAAAGCUGCUUACAACGUUCCCGUGGUAAAAUUAAUAAGUUUUCUUGGAUCAAUUUUAAUUUGCAGCAAUUAUUUUUCUGUAUUUCCGAUUCUUCAGUCAUGACAGAACCACCUUGAAUUGCAAUAAUUUUUUCUGAUUUUUAGUGUGUUUGCUCAUUGUUCCGCAAACUUAUUUUCUUAUCAUUUCAAUGAAUGUUGCAGAGAUACAGGGUGUUAAAAAACAUAUAACGCAAAAUUUAAUCAAACGUUUAUUAUAAUUACAAAAAUAAAAUAUUCCAUUUAUGGAUCGUCAUAUUUACUUUCAGUUUCAAAUAUAUUUUAAAUUCACCAAUUUUGUUAUCAUCGGUAUUUCCCGUCUUUUGCCUAAAUGUCAUCACGAAAAAGGUUUGAUUAUCCAAACUCGUCGAUUUCUCUAUAGUAUUUUAGUACAUACGUGUAUAUUAUUCAAAGAAAUCUUAGAAGUAAGAUUUAAUGUUAGGGCUUUUGUAAGUUGAAUGCAAUAAAGAUUGUGUUUUUAUUUUUUAUCUGAUGCUGA